Molecule: messenger RNA, 1407 nt
Organism: Papaver somniferum (opium poppy)
Lineage: Eukaryota; Viridiplantae; Streptophyta; Magnoliopsida; Ranunculales; Papaveraceae
Exons: 5
Coding region: 1-1407 (468 amino acids)
Source: RefSeq, a predicted model, not a curated record
AUGACCAGUGUGCCUGAUCGUAGGAGUAAUGAACAUUGGUAUGCAGAUUAUGUGAAUGUUUUUGGUGAAGUCAACAGUGAGGAUGAGCCUUUAUUUCCUCAAGAGGAGGAUGUGGGUAAUGUGUUGGAUGUAGGGUCUAUGGAAGUUGGUCUUGAAUUUCCUGACAAGAGUGCAUUCUGCGAACAUUUGAGGGCUUAUGCAGUUUUAAAUGGAUUUCAGUUCAGGGUGAAGAAAAGUGACCAUGAAAGAAUGAGAGUUGUUUGUGCACAUCAUGAUACUGAGAAUUGCGACUUUUUUGUGUAUGUCACGAAGGAAAGGGGUGAUGACCAUACUUUCAUCAUCAGAGGCUUGAAUUUAGUUUACCGUUGCGAGGGAGAUCCUCUUGGAAGAAACAGGUCUGCUAACCCUGCAUUUGUGGCUGCUCAUGUGAUGAGGAACUUGGCUGGUGGUAGAGUCGUUCCAAAGGUUGUUGAAAUUGUUAAUGAAUUCUGGAGAAGUCACAACACUCUCCUGCCUUACCAUACCGCCUGGAGAGAUAGGGUAAUGGUGUUAGAGAGGUUACAUGGCUCGUAUGAUGAAAGCUAUAAAUUUAUUCUGAGUUUAUGUGAAAUGGUUUCAAGGACAAACCCAGGUUCCGUAACAAAUUUUACUUAUGGUAGAACAGACAACAAGUUUGAAUCUAUCAUGAUAUCAUUUGCUGCACCACUUAGAGGUUUUAAAGAUGGUUGUAUAAAAGUGAUUGGGUUGGAUGCAUGUCAUCUUUAUGGGAAACAUGGGGGUUGCCUCCUUGCUGCAACUGGCUUGGAUGCACAGAAUGGACUGGUGCCAUUGGGAAUUUUCAUCUGCAGAAAUGAAUGCUACGAAAAUUGGUAUCUCUUCUUGAAGAAUUUGAAGCCCAAAAUCAUAGGCCGUGGGUUCACCUUGAACUUCAUUUCAGAUAGGCAAAAUGGGCAUCUUUUUAAGAAUUUCAAGACACACUUCAAGGGUUCUAAGCUUAAGGAACAUGUCUUUAAUGCUGCAAAAGCUUAUAAACGGAAGCAUUUUAAGGUCCAUAUGAACUCUUUGUUGGAGUUAAACCAAGCUGCCUGUGAGUAUGUGAUGCAAGAACAUCCCAGUACCUGGGCUAGGUCGUUUUAUGAUGAAAGUGCUUGUUGUGAACAUAUGAAAAACAAUUUCAGUGAGUCAUUUAACAAUAUGAUUUGUAAGUUAAGAGACAAACCAGUAUGUAAGAUUGCAACAAUGUAUGGGAAGCUGGUAAUGGGACUUUUUUACAAGAGAAGGAAUGCAACUGCUACCUGGGAAGAUGGAGACCUGGUACCUACGGCAAACAAAUUGUUAAAGAAGAUGUUGAAGAAUGUUGGUGAUUUCAAGGUGGAAGGAGCAGAGGUCGGAAAGCUUGGCAGUUAA